UACCAUAAAAAUAAGUAAUGUUGGUUACGUCAUAAUGCUAUGCAACUCGAAUAUUAAGAAGAAGAAACAAAUGUUUCUUUUUGAAGAAAAUAGUGUACAUGAAAAAGUUUCUCUACAUCAGCAAUAUACAUUAUUUAUCAUUUACACCUUUGAAUCAGAAAUUCCUUCAGAUCGUUAGAAACUCUAGACAGUUGUCUGGGAAAAUGGGAUUUCAAAUGCUUGUUUUUGUAAGAUACGAAGUCAUAUCUAAUGAAUGAUAAUUCAGUUAUAAAAUGAUUCGUAAUAAAAGGAUGAUUUGAAAACUUAGACUAGAACAGUUGUAAUUGAAUUACAGGUACAGAUAAAUUUGUUUUUAACUUUGAGAAAUAGUGGCACGAAUUUUCUGGACUCGUCAAAUAUUAUAUUGGAUAAUAUAUCGCAUUGUUCUAUGGGUCAUUGAUAUUCUUCACCAUGACGCAAAGAAAGAAAGAGUUUAACGAGAGAACAGAAAUCCUCCACGAAGACUCCAAAGGCUGUAUGAGCAAGAAGCGAAUGAUUAAAAACAUUGCAGUAGUUUGCUUUGGUGUCUUCUUCCUUUUUACUGCAUAUGAUGGACCUGUUAUGUUACAGAGCACAAUGAACAAGGAAGGAGGUAUCGGCGUCAUUUGCCAAGCAAUAGACUACGCCGCUUUCUGCAUAUCUUCCUUACUGUUUCCAAAAUACAUAAUUAAAAGAUUUGGAAGCAAAGCAACUUUUGUCGCUUCCAUGUUGACUUACAUUCCAUACAUAGCGGCAAACUAUUACCCUCAUUGGUCACUAAUGCUCCCCACAUCUAUAUUAAUUGGAUUGGGUGCAGCAACUUUGUGGGGUUCUCAAGCAACUUAUCUAAAUGAUAUAUCUGUAAUGUUUGCUGAAUUAAACCUUUCGAAGAAAGAAAACAUAAGAUCCAAAAGAGGAUCUAAUGAGUCAAAUAUGUUUUAUUCUGAUAAAAAUCUUAAAGAAACUGUCAUUUCUCAGAAUGACUUUAAUUCAGAAAGGAAGAGAUAUUCCAAUAGGGAAUCUUCCACCUCAACAAACAUUGCAAACAAUUUUGCCAAUGAAGAUGGGUAUGUCGAGAGAUCAAAUGGGAUUGGUAAUCUCUACAAUUCUGCAGAAACUGUGAUCGUAGAUGAAAAAUCAAACGUAGAUUUCAACGUACCUUCCAAAACAGAUAAUAUUUUCAAUGAAAACUCUCAAACAUCGCCAAAUAACAGUAAUUUGGCAAUAAGGAAGAAAGAGAUCGAGUCUGUGACAGCUCGUGUGUUUGGCAUCCAUGGUAUGUCAUACCUAAUAUGCCAUUUAUCUGGUAACAUGAUUUCGUACUUCAUUACGAAGAGUGGAAUUGAUCCUCAGAAUUCUUUAAGCAACUACACUUGUGUGUGCGGUGCUGAAUACUGCAACAUCGAGUCGAACUGUUUUACGCAAAACGUGGACCAGAUAUCGGAUGAGAUAAGAAUAACUUUAACUUCGGUUUGUGUUGCAUUGGGCAUUUUAUCUGUCAUAAUUGUGGCUGUAUUUCUGGAUCCAUUAGAUUCAGAUUCCAAGAAAGCUACUUUCUCUUUAGAUUUGUUGAUGGCAACAUUUAACUUGGCUAAACGUCUCGAUUUGGUGCUGUUAAUUCCGUCAUCGUUUUAUAUUGGACAAGCACAAGGUUUCUUUGCAGGAGAAUUUAACAAGGCGUUCAUUGGCUGUGCUUGGGGAACGUACCACGUUGCACUUGUUUCAAUAUGUUACGGAUUCUUCUGUGCAGUUUUUGCAUCAUCUUCAGGCUGGCUAGUAAAGCUAUUUAAUCGAAUACCGGUUUUUACAUUUGCUGCUGUUCUAAAUAUAGCGUCAAAUAUUCUGUUACUUCUUUGGAGUCCAGAUCCUCAUCAUCCUGAAAUAUUUUUUAUAUUUGCUGGAAUGUGGGGUGCUUUCGUAGGAAUUAUAUGGUCUCAGCUGAGAGCCUUCUAUGGAGUGCUUUUCAAAGCAGAGGAAGAAGCUGCCUUUUCAGCCUUUCAUGUGUGGUACGCACUUGGCUUCUGUUUGUCUUUCGCCUACAGCAACUACUUCUGCACAUCCAUUAAAAUAUACGUUCUUCUGAUUAUAUCCAGUCUAGGAUACAUCGGGUAUUUAUUUGUGGAGAAACGAUUUGCCAGUUGGAAAAACUUUAAAAGUGAAGUAGGAAUUGAUGAGGCGACAAAAAGUUGAUGAUUGAUGAUUUUUAUGAGUCAUUAUGUACAGUUUUAAGAAUGAUCCCAAGACUAUUAUGAGAAAUCAUUGCUAUUUCGAUAAAUUUAAAGUUGUGCUUCAAAGUAAAGGGUUAAAGAAAAAAAACUUUAUUUGUUCCUUUGAAGUUAUAAAAAUUAUUAAGCAGCGUAACGAGCAAAGUGUAUUUUCUGGUCACAUAACCUCUAGAGCAAAAGCACCAAAACCGAAGAUUUCUUCAUCCGUAAACUAGACCGAAAGCAUGACGAACGGAGUACGUGCGAUCAUAAGUCUAUAAAGAAUAAUAGCCUGUCCCUGAAAACGUAGUAUCUUCCUUAGAAGAGGGAACACUUUUAGUAGAUUUACUAAACGCGAGUGCAAUCGGUUGAGUGAAUGAGAAAUUCAAAUAUACGUUCUUUGAUACCAUCAAUUGAUCAAAAUGUAAAGUUUGAUGCAAAACAAUGUUAACUACAUUUACGUUCCUAUGGACAGAAUUCUGAAUCUUCAAUGUUUGUGAGUCUGUUUCAAAAGUUUUUAGUGAACUAUUUAUCCAUUGAUUUCUGAAUUUAUGUAUUUUGUGUACUAACUUUUUUUGUGUGAAUAAUGCAUUUAAUGUAAAAAUAAAGAGACUGCAUUUUCCAUGUAGCAUUCUCCAUGUUCACGUACGUAAGUUCUGCUCAUCGCAGUUACUACAGAAUUACACGGGUUCUGAGCUUGUACUGAGCCAACGUACUUGACCGUGUGAGAUGUUUCUUGAAAGUGCAAAAUCUCUCCGUUGCGUUUAACCCCUUUGUAAUCAGUUUACUAGAUUGUAAUCAUCCUAAUUUUUGUUGAAUGAACACAUUGUAUCAGAUAAUGGAAAUUUCAUGCAUUUUCAAAUGUUAUCGGCUGAAGUAAACAUUAUUUUUCAAUACUUAGAGAUGCUUUGGUGGCUAAGAACCGAUAUACGAUUGAAACGGUUAAAAAGCAUUUUUGAUUGAGAGUAGACAUACGACUAAAACGGUAAACAAGCUCUGUCUAUUGAGAGUAGGCAUACGACUGAAACAGUAAAAAAAAGCUUUGUUAAUUGAGAGUAUAGACAUACAACUGAAACGUUAUAAAGCAUUGUUUAGUGAGAGUAGACACGUCUGAAACGGUAAAAAAAGCUUUGUUGGCUGAAAAUAGACGUACGACUGAAACGGUAAAAAAAAAACACUUUUGUGUCAAAGAGUAGAUAAACAACUGCAAAGGUAGUGCUUAUUUGCAUUAAAAUCAUUAAGAGAUUACAGACAAAGAAGUCUUUCAGAGAAGGGGAUGAAAAAUUUUUGUAUGAAUAAUUUAUUGUAGUUCUGAAAAUAUUUGUAAUUGUGCUCAAAUGAUAUUUUAAAAGACAUAUUCUUCUAUGUGGAGAGUGGGCAUUUUUUUAAACUAUUAGCAUGGUCUAUAAAAUUGUAUCUUUACUAUUUUGUGCUAAUUGCCAAUUCAAUAUGAUUAUGUAAUUUCAAAUAAUUUUCAUUUAUAAAUUGAUAGUCGUAAAGUUAAUAGAAUCAUUAGAACGUUGUGAUAAAACUAUGAAUAACAUGUAAGGCAAUUUUAUGUAAUUUUCUCUGUUUAAUUUCUCCUUUUAAAAAAUCCAAUGUAUUUUCCAUACAGUGUUUGCUUCUUUUUGUAGCAUUAUAUAAUUUAAAA
Molecule: messenger RNA, 3873 nt
Organism: Parasteatoda tepidariorum (common house spider)
Lineage: Eukaryota; Metazoa; Arthropoda; Arachnida; Araneae; Theridiidae
Source: RefSeq, a predicted model, not a curated record